GAGGAGAUUCUGCCUUCGUGGUUAGUCUCAGCGCAGCUUGGACAAGCUUAACGCCUUAGAAAGAAAUACCCCACCUCAAAAAGACACCUGCCUCUAAACUGGCUUGAGGCCCAUAGCCUUCUGCCAGCUAUUCUUCUGCAGCUCGAACCCAAACCUGUCUCAGCCCAGCCUUGUUCAUUGAGCAGAACCUUCAGGGAGGAGCCCGCUGACUGCCUUGUUCUUUCUCCUCGGCCUGUUGAGAAGUCCCAGAAAGCACAGCUGACUUAGGGAAGGUCUGGGAAAAAUCUCUCUGCUUUUAGGGGGGCAGGGGCGGGGGAUAAGCCAGGGCUGAGGAGGAACUCUGAAGACUCUGUAGAUCGCUGUGGACUGCCUCAGACUCUCUCUGGGCGGCGUGGAGAGGAUUUGUGCAAACAUUUCCUCUCUGGACCAAGAGGAAUGCGAGAGGAGACAGCCUGCGGUGCAUCUUGGACGGCUACGGAGAUGUGCCCCCACUUGUGAAUGUUCAUGAGGAAGAUGAAGCUGGGAUCGAGCAGGGCAGGGCCUGGGAGAGGAAGCAUGGGACUCCUGCCUGGCAUCCCCGAGCUGCCCAUGGGCAUCCGUGCCCCCUGGGGGACCAGCCCUUUCCCCCUCUACACAAAGUGUAUCUGGGCCUCUGGGAGGCCCAUCGUUGCCCUGGUCCUGCUGGUUUCCAUCAAGCAAGUUACAGGAUCUCUCCUUGAGGAAACGACUCGGAAGUGGGCUCAGUAUAAACAGGCGUGUCUGAGAGACUUACUCAAGGAACCUCCUGGCAUAUUUUGUAAUGGGACGUUUGAUCAGUUCGUCUGUUGGCCUCAUUCUCCUCCUGGAAAUGUCUCUGUGUCCUGCCCUUCAUACUUACCUUGGUGGAGUGAAGAGAGCUCAGGAAGGGCCUACAGACACUGCUUGGCUCAGGGGACUUGGCAGACGAUAGAGAACGCCACGGAUAUUUGGCAGGAUGACUCCGAAUGCUCCGAGAACCACAGCUUCAAGCAAAACGUGGAUCAUUAUGCCUUGCUGUCAACCUUGCAGCUGAUGUACACCGUGGGAUACUCCUUCUCUCUCAUCUCCCUCUUCCUGGCUCUCACCCUCCUCUUGUUUCUUCGAAAACUCCACUGCACACGCAACUACAUCCACAUGAACUUGUUUGCUUCUUUCAUCCUGAGAACCCUGGCUGUACUGGUGAAGGACGUCGUCUUCUACAACUCUUACUCCAAGAGGCCUGACAAUGAGAAUGGGUGGAUGUCCUACCUAUCAGAGAUGUCCACCUCCUGCCGCUCAGUCCAGGUUCUCUUGCACUACUUUGUGGGUGCCAAUUACUUAUGGUUGCUGGUCGAAGGCCUCUACCUCCACACGUUGCUGGAGCCCACAGUGCUUCCCGAAAGACGGCUGUGGCCCAGAUACCUGCUGUUGGGUUGGGCCUUCCCUGUGCUGUUCGUUGUACCCUGGGGUUUCGCCCGUGCACACCUGGAGAACACAGGGUGCUGGACAACAAAUGGGAAUAAGAAAAUCUGGUGGAUCAUCCGAGGACCCAUUUUACUCUGUGUAACAGUCAAUUUCUUCAUCUUCCUGAAAAUUCUCAAGCUUCUCAUUUCUAAGCUCAAAGCUCAUCAAAUGUGCUUCAGAGAUUAUAAAUACAGAUUAGCGAAAUCAACACUGGUCCUCAUUCCUUUAUUGGGUGUUCAUGAGAUCCUCUUCUCUUUCAUCACUGAUGAUCAAGUUGAAGGAUUUGCGAAACUUGUGCGACUUUUCAUUCAGUUGACACUGAGCUCCUUUCAUGGAUUCCUGGUGGCCUUGCAAUAUGGUUUUGCCAAUGGAGAGGUGAAGGCUGAGCUGCGGAAAUACUGGAUCCGCUUUUUGCUGGCCCGCCACUCAGGCUGCAGAGCCUGUGUCCUGGGCAAGAACUUCCGGCUCCUGGGAAAAUGUCCCAAGAAGCUCUCGGAGGGAGAUGGCACUGAGAAACUUCGGCAGCUGCAGCCCUCGCUUAACAGGGGGCGGCUCAUACACCUAGCCAUGCGAGGUCUGGGGGAGCUGGGCACCCGGCCCCAACAGGACCAUGCACGCUGGCCCCAGGGCAGCAGCCUCUCCGAGUACAGCGAGGGGGAUGUCACCCUGGCCAACACCAUGGAGGAGAUUCUGGAAGAGAGUGAGAUCUAGGGUGGAGUACCACCACCCUGGCUCUGCUUCCAGAGACUCUUGAGGGGGGCCAGGAAGAGGAAGCAAAGUAGGACACAUGUUUCUGGGCACGGAAUUAUUCUUGUUCCAUUCACCAUGCCACUUUGAUAUGAAGGCUAUCACAAGGUUCUUCAAGCUCUGUUUGAAAGAGGCAGUGUCCUGCUCACAGCUUCUGCCUGCUCUUCUCAUCUUAAUAGCCCCCACCAGUGUGCUUUCCAGAAUGUCCAUCAGACCCUAGCGCUUGAAUCUAAAUUCAAGCAAACAAAGCCCCAUUGUGAAGAGAGGCCUCCUGUGACAUAGAAGCCAGCCAGCAUCUCUUCCUUUAUCCCUCAUGGUGCACGGUUUCCAUCUGAGGUUAGGUUUAGGGUGCAUGAGAACCUCCUAGGAAGCUUUUAAAAUGCAGACUCCUAGACGUGUGGCUAAGAUUCCGACAGUGAGUCUGAGACCAUGGCCAGCAAAGGGAACUGUUUAAGCAUCUCAGGUAAUUCAGCUGCAAGCCCACCCUUGGGCAAGGUGGGAGGGAGCUAGAAGCCCCCUUGAUGUGGCCAUGGCAGGAUGCAGCUGGAGACGUUCUGCUCUCCCAGCUCAGCUGGAGUGUGCCUGCCCUUCCUUGGCCAGCGUGUAACCCCAUGUCACCCACCAGAGUGCCGCUCCUCUCCUGCUUCUCUUCUCUUCCUCUCUUACCGAGUCUUGCCUCUCUCUCUCUUCGCCUCAAUUCUCUGUCCCUGGGCAGCAGGGGUCUGCAUGAUCCUCCCUGUGAGGAUUGGCCCCAGCUCCUGGGGACCCUUUCUGAGGUUGGCUUCUACCAGCCUGAUUUAUGCUACUCUUCUCUUGGGCCAACAAAUGCCCCCCACCAUUUUUGGUUUGCUAUUGAUGGCAUUGAUGAUCACAACUUUUAUCCCAGAAGGUUGACCUAUGACUCUCCAUGGUCAGAGUCUCUGCUGAUCAGAAUUCUAUUGUCUAGUGGGAAUAAAUACUGAAAGCAGGAGGGCCAGGUAAAGCAAUAAGACUCUGGCUGGAUCUGGACGUGCCCAGGGUGGCACUGAGAGACCCAGGACUUCACAUCAACCAGCCAUGGGACCUUUCCUGCCUACUGUGACCCAUGGAGGCUGAGAAGGGCUCAGUCAAUUGGGGUCAGGCUCAAUGACUGAAAGUAUAAGGCAAGAGACUGUAAGAAGAUCAACAGAGGGACAUCUGUUGGAAACAGUGUGUUAACGCACAGGACUGUCAGUUUCAUGGCAUGUAAAAGGCAUGUGUACGUGGGUGGGGUAUGUUGCUGUAGGACUAAAUAGCACCUGAUCUUUGGGGAAGUUGAUAUGAUGCUUCUCAAGUAGGGCUGCCGUAUUUAGCAAACAAAAACAUGAUACUCAAUUACAUUUGAAUUUCAGAUAAACAAAUCAUCUUCUUGUAUAAGUAUAUCCCAUGGGGCAUAUUUUCUCUGAGAUUGGAAUUUAAUUAUGCAUCUUGUCUUUUACUGGCAACUCUGUUUUCAAGGAUACUCUGUAGCAGGGCUGAGACUAGGGCGAUAUAAUCAAGGCAUUCAUCUCUAAAAAACUCAAAAUAAAUCAUAUUUUAAUGCAAUAUUCUAAAAAAAAAAAAAAACAAAUGAACAAACUACAGCCCACGAGCCAUCUAUAGAAAUGAAAUUUAAUUGGAACCAGGGGCAGCAUAAGGGUGAGGCCAGAGAGGAAGUGCAGGCUCUGGUUCUGACUAUAAAAUGUUGUUGAUCAGCUGGGAGCGUUGGCUCACGCCUGUAAUCCCAGCACUUCGGAAGACCGAGGCGGGCAGAUCACCUGAGGUCAGGAGUUCGAGACCAGCCUGGCCAAACAUGGUGAAACCCCAUCUCUACUAAAAAAAAAAAAAAAUACAAAAAUUAGCUGGUCGUGGUCGUGGGCACAUGUAGUCCCAGCUACUUGGAAGGCUGAGGCAGGAUAAUUACUUGAAACCAGGAGGCGGAGGUUGCAGUGAGCUGAGAUCGCACAACUGCAAUCCAGCCUGGGAGACAGAGCAAGACUCCAUCUCAAAAAACAAAACAAAACAAAACAGUUGUUUAUCAGGGACUUUUAAUGUGAAUUUUUAUUUCUAAACAAUUGCAUCAAAAUAUUAUUUAUAUUGACUAUGGGGAAUUUUGAGGUCCCCUUAAAUUUUGUGCUUGAAGUGGAAACCUCAGGUGUGUAACCAGUAGUCCAGCCCUGGUUUUCAGGAUGGAGGUGGAGGCAAAGGCAUCAGGGAAGUGCCCGAUGAAGCAAAGAUUUAUUUUCUGGUGUUUAGAUUAGCCAUAGCUCAAUCACUAAAAUAUAUGUCUAUUUUUCUCCUUUCUGCAAAUGUCCCUGCCUCGGCUCAUCAGCGAACCAGCUCCUAGAAAGCUGGGGUCAUCUCAUAUUCCCAGCAAGUACCCAGCACAGAGCCGGCUCAGAGCAGGCGCUCCCCACACAUUCCUCGAAUAGAAGGCACAGUGGCUCUUGGGAGCCUCGGAUGCUGCCAGGAGUAAGUGCUCCAGGACCUCACCACUAAGAGGAGAAAUUUUUUUCAAAGCAUUUAUAAAUAUUCCCUCCACCCCUCACUCCACAAAUGGGGUGGUUAACAUGUACUGCUUGCUCUUGUUCUGCUCAUGAUUAAAACAAGUUUAUUUAA
Messenger RNA from Callithrix jacchus (white-tufted-ear marmoset), 4824 nucleotides. RefSeq names its product glucagon like peptide 2 receptor (gene GLP2R). The record is from RefSeq and is a predicted model, not a curated record. Lineage: Eukaryota; Metazoa; Chordata; Mammalia; Primates; Cebidae. Gene Ontology annotation, molecular function: glucagon receptor activity; peptide hormone binding. Gene Ontology annotation, cellular component: plasma membrane. Gene Ontology annotation, biological process: adenylate cyclase-modulating G protein-coupled receptor signaling pathway; cell surface receptor signaling pathway.